UGUCUGGACAGCAGCAGUCCGCGAUUCUCCGUCCACUUUUCUUUCUUUCCCGCCGCCACAUCUCCCGCGUAUAGGCGGGAAAGAAAAAAAAAAGCGCGGGAGGCAUCUCGGCGGCAAUAAACAAUUUGCGCCCGGGAGGCCGAAAAGACGGAUGAAAUAUUCAUCAGGACUUUGGAAGGGGGAGAAAAAACGGUAUUGCAGCGAUUCUUUCCGUUGCGCGGAUCCGAUGAGGAGUCUGUAUAUCGCGUAAAAAGGAGCUUUACUGUACACUUAUUUACCGGCGACUUGCUGACGGACACCCGCAAACCCUCCCACCCUUGCUCCCCCGAUCCCGCCCCCGGACGGACGGACGGACGGACGCGCGGAGCCCUGCCAUCCCUCCUUCACUAAUAUGCAAUGGUUUUUCGUGCAGAAGCCGACAGCUGCCGCGCACCGCCGACUCCGCGCUAGCGUCGCCGCAUGCCUGUCAGCCGCCGCUUCUUCCCCCGCGCCGCGCGGCUUACGACGUCGACGUCAUUCGAAGAGGAGCACUCGGCGGGAGCGCGGCAGAACCUCCUCCUGGUCCUCCUCACCUGCUGAGGACCGCCGGCCUCCGGAGAGAAGCGCCGCGCUUCCCCCGCCGCCCGGGGACGACGUCAAGGCGGACGUGCAGGCGGAGGAACCGGGCGACUUGCUUCUCUUCUUCCUUUCUAUGGUGCAGAUCGGGGGAGGCAAGCACCGUCGAACUGAGCCCGACUGCUGGUCGGUUCCGUUGGCAUGCAAACAGGGGGGCGGACCGGCCCCCAUGCGGUGGGUGAAUUUUAGGUUGCCGCAUCCGGUGCGCCUCUCGUCCCCCACCACCACCACCACCACCACCACCACCGCCGCCUCCUCCCCCGUCUCGGCCAAAUCCAUGCGGUUUAUCUGGAGCAACAUUUUCAGCAAAGGAUCGCAUAUGCUGCAGUGUCUUUGUGGCAAGAGCCUGAAGAAACCCAAGAACCCAACUGAACCACAGCUGAAGGGCAUAGUGACCAGGUUGUUCUGCAGGCAGGGCUUCUAUCUCCAGAUGGGCCAGGAUGGAAGUCUGGAUGGGACCAAAGACGACAGCACCAACACCUCUCUGUUCAACUUAAUUCCCGUGGGUCUCAGAGUGGUGGCCAUCCAAUCAGUCAAGACUGGUCUCUACAUCGCCAUGAACGGAGAGGGUCACCUCUACUCCUCAGAACUGUUCACCCCGGAGUGCAAGUUUAAGGAGUCUGUGUUUGAGAACUACUACGUCAUCUACAGCUCCAUGCUCUACAGGCAGAAGGAGUCGGGCCGCGCCUGGUUUCUGGGCCUCAACAAGGAAGGCCAGGCCAUGAAGGGAAACCGAGUCAAGAAGACCAAACCAGCUGCACAUUUCCUGCCUAAACCUAUAGAAGUUGCGAUGUACCGAGAGCCUUCGUUGCACGAUGUAGGGGAGGCGGUGCCUAAGCUCGCCGGGGGCCCGCCUUCCAAAAGCACAACCAGCGAGCCAGUGGUCAUGAAUGGCGGCAAGCCUGUCAGCAAACCUGACAAGGAGGCGACAUAGCCCCGCCCCCAGUAUCUCUCCCUCUCUCACCCGGCUAAGCGGAGUCCAGGAAAAGCCAGCAACUCUGCAACAAAUGCGACAAAACAAACUCAAAGCCAAGUUUGGACUCGUCGGCAGUGGGGAGCCACACCAGGCACCUCACUGCUCACCUUAUUGGACAUAACUCUUGUUGUAGGCAGCAGAGCGCCAGACAGGAAGAGGAUGGCGACAGCCAGCUGGAAGUGGGCAGUAGCUUGACCUUCCCUUGGAGAAGACAGGCUUCGCAAAAUGUCAACAACUACAAAAAGUACCCAAGUGUCGUAUCCACCGGUGUUUUCCUGUGACAAUCUGUUACUAAGGGGCCUGCUUUUCCUUCUCUGAUAGUCUACUGCUCUGUCACCAAAUGUGCUUGCUGGCUGCGGGCCUCAGACGCACAUUGCACGUACACGCACACAAGCUACACAACAGUUUUAAAUCAUUAAGACAAACAUGACGGAGUGAUGAGGACGCAGCCGUGCAUUUAGAUCCGUCACACAUUGUCCUGAUUCGACACGUUUUGUUCUUAUUUGACAGGCACUGUCUAUCAUUUUUGUUUAUCGCUUUGUCGGUAGCUUAUCAAAAGGCUGAUGGAAGACCAAGCUGCUUGGUUGUACAGAUACAGAACUGACUUCAGUUGCUACCUCCCUGUCAGCCGCUUAAAGCAUGCUAUGACAUCCGCACUCGUAGCUCCACUCAAGAACCCCAGCAAGAACUUGCUCAAAUCGGCACAUCGCUUCAAACGAAGACAAGCGUUUGUAGCACCAAGCAGAUGGAGGCAAAGUUUCAGGCAGCCAGGUAGCAGUGUUGUUUACAUGGAGUAGCAGAGGACAAGUAGAAUGUAACUGAAUGGAAAAGCUCAAGCCUACACUCUCAGAGGAUGGCUUGCCACUGCUUGGGCUCUGGAAAGGUACAUAGUUACCAUGGUGUCCAAGAAGUAGUCCUUUGGGUACAAUCGCACAGUUUGUACCUUUUAGGGACAGAUAUGAGCUCCUAUUCCUGGCGGUGUAUCAAAACCUGCUGCCGUCCCAAGAACUUGAAUUUUAAAGGUAAGAGUGAGGGUAAAAGUGAACAGGGUAAAUCGCGUUAAAGUCACUUAGUUUGAGGCACUGAAUACAGAGGCGUGGCUUGUAACAUGAAGGCAGUUUUAAUAGCUAGUAAAAGGUUUGAUGUGACCUUGAAACGGCACAGGUAUUUUAGCCUCAAUCGAAAUAUCGCAUGACAAGCUCUAGUGUGGGGAACUGCAAGGAAAGAAAAUAGAGUACCCUCCUUAAUGAAAGCAAACCAAAUAGAAUCCUCACUGUGACUGUCCACUUAGCUCGGAUCUGUUCAAGACUUGAAUCCUUGUUCCAAACCCGGGCUUUUUGUUCAGAUGCCAGUGAACCACACUGGUAUUCACUCAUAUAUUUUCUGUGAGUAGAUACGAAUACUGUGAUCCUACUCGUCCAGUUAGCGGCAGUAAAAGAGACGCUAGAGGCUCAGCAGAUGUGAUUUCAGUAGCUGUCCCUCCCUCUAAACUGGACCGAGAUAAAUGACCACGAAGACAGAAACGAGGCUGUGUCACUAAUCAGACGAGCUGUAUCCCCUCAGCAACAGGUGGAAUAAAAUGAAACGGCUCGCACGUCAGGACCACAGCUGUAGGCUUUACUCCCUCGUUGAAGAACAUGUUGUUCCCUCCCCUCUGGUACCGCGACCUCUUGUUAAAACAAGUGAACUUGAAUAAUGUGUCCGCUCUGCGACUGAAACGACAAAAUAACAGCAAGACCGGUGUACUUAGGACAAAACUUGUCAAGUGUAUUUCUGCUGUUGUCUCACCGGGAAGUUGUGUUGUAGUUUCUCUCAUCGCUGGUUGUUGGUCUACACAGUGGAACCUCUGAAGGCCAACACCCCGAAGUCCUUCUAUUCACAAUUUCACCAUGAAAAAUAGGCCUCCUAAGUUGCUUGAUACUUUAACAAUACAAUACUUUUUGGGAGAUUUUUUGACUUACUUAUUCCAGAAGAAGGGCCAGUCUUAUAAGCAGUAUAAAGAAAGUGUAAAAGGAUACACCAAAAAUGUAAAACUGCUUCGUCAACGGACCAAUUCUUUGCUAUCAGUCACAUUUUACUAUUAACAGUGGUUAAAUUUGCUGUAUAUGUGAUGUUGCCAUUAGUGGUUUAAAAGCGCGGCUGAGCAAAUAAAUGUCUACUUGUAUCACAAUUACAAAUUUAAUUCAAUAAAUGUGGUCCAAAUAGGAUUAAUGCCGUUAAUGGGUGUCAGCCGCGGCUGUCUUGAACAAACAUGCGCGCUCAGAGUUUGUCCACAUACACACAAAAGCAGUCCCAGAGAAGCCAAUAACAAUCCAGGAUCUUAGAAGAGUCCACUAUUUGACAGAUCAACUUGUAAGAAGUCUGAUUCGACAAUCAAAUUUGCAGUCGAAUUGUCAGACAUUGUGUACCCGAGGCCCCCCUUUUAAAAGCGGGUUUGUUGGAAGGACGAUCAGAGAUAAGAGUUGCGAGGCUCGUUGUACCGUGCCACCAAACACGGAGCCCGCCAUAACACUGCACGCCUUGUGCCCGCUGGGGGGACCUACCGGAAACUGGACACAGCACGCAUCGAACACAGAAAGUGUAGCUUCCACCAGUUCGCUCGGGCACGAGUCCUCCCUCACAGCUCCUUUCUGGCAACAAUAAUGAUCAUUCUGCCAGUUCACCUCCGAAAAUCUUGUUACAACAUUUACUUCUUCUUAUUCAAGACUAAGAGCAGUGGUUCUUAACCUGGAUUCGAUCGAACCCUAGGGGUUCGGUGAGUCGGCCUCAGCGGUUCGGCGGACACACCCGACUCAUUGUGUAAAUAAAAACUUCUCCCUAUCGACGUACUAACGAUACCCCCAAACAAUGUUCCCUCUAAUUUUCCAUCAGAUUUACAGGUGUGUAAUUUGUUGUGAGUUCAUGCACUGUGUUGGUUUUGUUCCUUGAACAAGGUGAUGUUCAUACACGGUUCAUUUUGUGCACCAGUAAAAAAACAUAUAACCUUGUCUUGAAUUUGAAAAAAUGUUUUAUUUUUCACUAAAGAAGGGUUCGGUGAAUGCACAUAAUAAAACUGGUGGGGUUCGGGACCUCCAACAAGGUUAAGAAUCAUUGCCUAAGAGUCUUCUCAGCGCUUCGCCACCUUAAUUGGGUCGAUCUGAAGACUCUACUAAACAACCAAAUCUCUGUGGUUUAGGCUUUUUUGGUGCACAAAGUUGUACAUGAGAUCUGUUUGAUAGGAUCCCCACUAGCUCCGUCAGAUGAAUCAGAUCCAACUAUGAAAAUUGGUAGCUGAUGAUAGCCCUAAUCUGCAGUUGUUGUUACGACUGCUAUGCAUUCAAUAGUGGCUAACAUUAGUUGCCAAAAAUCGCUAUCAUUAGUAGGUGUGCUCGGAGCUAAAAAACGGUAUAACAUACCCGUAAUACUCCCGUCCAAAGGCAAAACCUAGUAACUCACUUCUAGCUAAUUUUGAGAAAACAAAGGAAAACCAAUCCAUCUUGAUGCUGUCUUACAAAGAUCUACAAAGUCGUCAAACGUAUAGAUGUUUUCUUGAGCUUUCAUUUUCUUGCCGAUUGAGCCAUGGAUUGAAUCUGCUCUCAUGAACGUGUGCCCUUUCUCCAGAUAUUUUAUCACAAUCUCGGGUGGGCCCCAUUCUGCGUUUGCACAUUGGGCAAGAGCCGUGUACAGCGUCCAGUUUUUAUUUUGACCUCCACAGUUAUCUGCCCAAAAGAGUAUGCAAGGGGAAGAAUCAAGAACAAUACAUUUAAUGAAGGUGCUUGCAACGUCCUGGGCCAAUCUUCCAAAUAUCCCCUCGUGCCAUAAUAUCACAUAAUCAGGUUGACCGUCGGCCCCCCAAUAGACAAUAAGGCGACUGACAAAGAAGCUCCGAUUGGUCCCUUGAGAUACUAGGUUUUUCUGUUGUAUCUACGCGGUUAAGUGGUGCCAUUCGUACCAUGCGCGUAACAGCUUACUUACGGAACAAAUUACAAUAUCGCAUACACUAAUGUAAAGCAUACCACCUAGGAACUCCAAAAUUAUUAUCAGCUCAGUUUUGACCAAAAUUGAGUUACUAGGUUUUGCCUUUGGACGGGAGAAUAUAAUGCUUGCAGCACGUUUUAAAAACAGUUGUAUUCUUAUGUGGGGCAUAAGGAAUCACAAGGUGCAGCCGUGACAAGAUUUACUUCACAAUAGUUUCAAAAUAUGAAUAUAUCAGGAGCUGCCCAGCGUGUCAGGACAGAUUGCGUUUGACCUUCGAGGCUCCACUGUACACCAAAUGUUGAGACGCUGGCGAAUCCAGCGCACCUCACCAGACCAACGCCCGCCACGCACUGAUGAGAAAGAAGUCUUUAGGCUGGUGUUGUACUUGUCUCGCGUCAACGAAAUAUUGAUUGUUAACGUGCAUUGUGACACUCGUUGUAACAUUGUUGCUAGGAAAUAAUAAAUCUAGCCCUGACAAUCAGGUAUAUCAGGGGUCACCAACCUUUUUGAAACCAAGAGCUACUUCUUGGGUAAUGAUUAAUGCGAAGGGCUACCAGUUUGAUACACACUUAAUUAAAUUGCCAAUUUGCUCAAUUUACCUUUAAUAAAUAAAUAAAUCUAUAUGUAUAUAAAAAAAUGGGUAUUUCUGUUAUUCAUUCUGUCGUACAUUUUUUGUAGAGAAUGAAUGAUGAAAAAACACUUAAUUGAACAGUUUAAGAGGAGAACACGAAAAAAAGAAAAUUAAAUUUUGAAACAUAGUUUAUCUUCAAUUUCGACUCUUUAAAAUCAAAAUUCAACUGAAAAAAAAUGAAGAGAAAAACUAGCUAAAUUGAAUCUUUUUGAAAAAAAUUUAAAAAAAGAAUUUAUGGAACAUCAUUAGUAAUUUUUCCCAAUUAAGAUUAAUUUUAGAAUUUUAAUGACAUGUUUUAAAUAGGUUAGAAUCCAAUCUGCACUUUUUUAGAAUAUAUAACAAAUUGGACCAAGGUAUAUUUCUAACAAAGACAAAUCAUUAUUUCUUCUAGAUUUUCCAGAACAAAAAUUUUAAAAGAAAUUCAACAGACUUUGAAAUAAGAUUUAAAUUUGAUUCUACAGAUUUUCUAGAUUUGCCAGAAUAAUUUUUUUGAAUUUUAGUCAUAAGUUUGAAGAAAUAUUUCACAAAUAUUCUUCGUCGAAAAAACAGAAGCUAAAAUGAAGAAUUAAAUUAAAAUGUAUUUAUUAUUCUUUACAAUAAAAAAAAAAUACUUGAACAUUGAUUUAAAUUGUCAGAAAAGAAGAGGAAGGAAUUUAAAAGGUAUAUGUGUUUAAAAAUCCUAAAGGUUGUAUUUUUUUCUCUAAAAUUGUCUUUCUGAAAGUUAUAAUAAGCAAAGUAAAAAGAAUAAAAGAAUAUAUUUAAACAAGUGAAGACCAAGUCUUUAAAAUAUUUUUGGGGAUUUUCAAAUUGUAUUUGAUUUUUGUCUCUCUUAGAAUUAAAAAUAUCAAGUAAAGCGACACUAGCUUACUAGUAAAUAAAUACAAUUAAAAACAUUUAGGCAGCUCACUGGUAAGUGCUGCUAUUUGAGCUAUUUUUCAAACAGGCCAGCGGGCGACUCAUCUGGUCCUUACGGGCUACUUGAGGUGUUGGUGACCCCUGAGGUAUAUCGUCUAUGUAUCCCCUUAGAGUCAUGGUCCACCGCCGCAGGGAUUGUUUGAGCGCAGAACUUGGUCACUUAUUUCUUUGCAUCACAUUCAGUAACACGACUUGAAAUCUCAGAUUUAGUUCUAUUUGCAUCUGAGUUGUUAUCAUUGAUGACUGUUCUGUUGAGCCACUUUCAUAGUACAUAUACAUGUUAUGUUAUUGAAUUCAUAUCACGUGUGGCCCUGUGCUGGAAGAGUCUAUUCAAAGAAGCCCACCUUGUCAGGGAAGUUAGCAGCAGCUGUUGAGGAUCCGUGGCAUAAGUUGUAGAAUAAUGACGGUCCAGUGAAAAACAUCCGUGGACCAAAGAUGCAGCUAUAACAGGGUUUUCCAGGGUGAUAAUCACACAUCCUGACACGGCACACAAUUACUGAGAGUAUGUCCUGAGAGGUUUUUUCCCAACUAGCGGUUGGCUCGGCGCUGAGGCUACAAUUAUGAGCAACGCACACAGAAAGAGCGUCCACUUUAAUUAGAAGGGAGCAAUCAUGACAAACCCGGGUGACGUUUAAUUUCCACCUUGCAGAGUGGACGUGCAGUAAUCAUUUGUGACCAGCGCGGGUGCACUUUAGAGACAUUUAGAGCAGCGUUCGUGAUGUAGCUGGUCUCUUUUCAGGUUCACUCUGUUCCUCUGACAGAAGAAGGCCUUAUUACACAGACACACACCAUAUGACUUAUCAGUAAUCCUUUGCGCCGCUCUGUUGUGUCGGCUGUAUCUAAGCUAGGCAGGGCGCUUAUUACGUCCUAAUGUCGCCGCUCGGACUGUUUCCACUUGUUGCACGUGUUAUCAAUGGACCAAUGACGUGGGUGGAUGGCAAGGGGCUAGUGCAUGUUGUCUUGUAGGAAAUGUGUGCUAAAAACAAAGCAGCUUUUAGCUCAAUUCUGCUCCCGAUCGAUAUGCCUGACAGCAUUUAAAAGAACACUUGUUCGGGUCACGUAAAGAUGACAAACAGGAGCAAGCAGCAUCUCACCUUUGUGAAUCCUGUACUGUUCUAGUGAGCUGGGUAGCAAAAGGUGGCUCGUACUGUCUGCUGUCUUUCAGUAAAUGUUCAGUUCCUCCUAUGUCCAUGAUAUGCAAACAAAUUAUGUCUGCACUGUACAGUUUGUGUCUCACCUAUUGUAUACACACAGAACAGAACAAUAUUAAAGAUUUAUAGAAAGAAAUCAUGGAUUGCCGACAAAUUCAUUUCUUGCAAACCCUGUCUGUCUGUUUCACUUGAACUCCAUGGUGUUCAGGUAUG
Messenger RNA from Nerophis ophidion (straightnose pipefish), 8458 nucleotides. Its product is annotated as fibroblast growth factor 14-like. Bases 392 to 1549 code for a protein of 385 amino acids. Gene Ontology annotation, biological process: cell differentiation; animal organ morphogenesis; positive regulation of protein phosphorylation. The record is from RefSeq and is a predicted model, not a curated record. Lineage: Eukaryota; Metazoa; Chordata; Actinopteri; Syngnathiformes; Syngnathidae. Gene Ontology annotation, cellular component: cytoplasm. The transcript is spliced from 5 exons. Gene Ontology annotation, molecular function: fibroblast growth factor receptor binding; growth factor activity.